This is a messenger RNA of Corylus avellana, 2205 nucleotides long. Its product is annotated as disease resistance RPP13-like protein 4. The record is from RefSeq and is a predicted model, not a curated record. Lineage: Eukaryota; Viridiplantae; Streptophyta; Magnoliopsida; Fagales; Betulaceae. Gene Ontology annotation, biological process: defense response to other organism.
AUGUCCAAACAAACCAGCUCUCCAAAUUCUUCAUUUGAGCAUUUGGAUCUUCUUUCAUUCUUGAAAUCUGGGCGAACCACGCCGUUCCAUAUAUUCAUCGAUUUCGUCAUCCCGCAGUUUCUAGGCCAAUUAUCCAAGAGAAAGCAACACCUUCUUAAUUCUACCCAAAAGGAGGACAGUGGCCUACAAGAAAGGUUUGACAAAAUCGAGAAGAAACUCAGUGACAUGGAAAAUGCCUGUGGGACACUAAAGGAAUGGGAAGACAAAGUCAACAAAGAGUUCAAAGAUUUGAUUCUCAAAAAUUUGGACGAUGCCUUCAAAGAAAGAACAGAAGCACUAGAAAAUUGCAGAGGAAUCGAAAUCCUUGAAGAAAGGCUUGAAGGAGCCUGGAAUGUUGUCUCAAUGUUAACCAACGGAUUCUCUUCAGGUAAUUUGGAGUCUAGAAGCGUCAAACCUUCCCGCUUCGCUAAGAAGUUAAAGCUAGACUUCCGAAAUAUGAUCGCUGAGAGCUCGAUUCUCAAGGAGAUUCAGGUGGUCUACGAUGGUCUAGAAGAUGAAUCGAAGCGGAGCUGUUUGCUCUGUUUUUCAGUGUUCCCUCAGAACGUGGUCAUUAAGAGGAAAGCAUUGGUCCACUGGUGGGUCGGCGAGAAGUUGUUAUCCUCCCAGACUUGUGGAGAUAAGACUGACGAGGAGAAGGGCAACAAUUUGUUCGCAGAAUUUAUCGCCAAAGGCAUCAUUGAGAGCGUUUCCAAAAAGCGCAGACCAAGCUCAGCACUUUGCAAAAUGCACCCGUUAAUUCGGUACGCUGUGAUUCAGCUUGCAGAAACAAACAACUUCAUUCGCUUUCACACAAAUGGAAAUCCAACUGCAGAUUUCUCUGACAAGAAGAAUAAGAGGGGUUUCCUAGUAACAACUGAAGAAGGAUCUUCAGAACUUCGGGAGUUGACUUAUGGCUUCCGUCUGAAGCAGGAGAAUGUUGGAACUCUGUUUAACGUAAAUGAGCCUUAUGUCGAUUUAAGAGAGCACAGUCUGUCAGAGAUGACGAAUAUGAGAGUUCUUCAAUUGGGUAGAUUUCAGGACCAGGUUAAGCAAGCUGACGCUGUCAAAGUAUUUGAUACCGAGUUCUUGAAAGGUUUGAAGAAAAUGAAACAUCUUAGAUACUUGAGCCUCAGGGGAAUCACUAGAGUUAGGGAGCUUCCUGAUUCAAUUUGCAAACUCACCAAGCUAAUAAUCGUGGACCUCCAUGACUGUCAAUAUUUAGAGAAACUUCCAGAAGGGAUAGGCUCACUGACAAACCUGACACGGUUAGACAUGUCUGGGUGUAACUUCAUUAGACACAUGCCUGUUGGACUUGCCAAGCUCUUAAAACUCCAAGUCCUUCAUGGGUUUUGGAUUGGGACACAAGCUGCAUUGCACGACGGCCAGGAUUUCUGCAAGCUGGCUACUUUGGCUCGGAAGCUGAAAUGUUUGACGAAGUUGAGCAUAAAUGUAGACGAAAGGUGUACGGACAAAGGACUCCUAGCGAAAGAGCUAAAUUCUUUAUCCGAAUUUGAAAGCCUCGCGUCGUUAUCAGUAGCAUGGUCAGAUAUUCACAAAAACGACGGCGAGGGUGGCCGUUCCGAAGAAAAAGUGAAUGGACCAACGACGCCCGGUGACAAACAGACGACGUCCCAUAGCAAGCAGACGACGUCCGACGGCAGGGAGAUGACGUCCGUCGACAAGCAGAUGACGUCCGGUGGCGAAAACACUACCAAGCCCCCGGAUUCUACAUCGCGUUCUGCUUCUUUAGCGAAACUGGAGCUUCAGUUUUAUCCUGAUCCUGAGAUGCCUGAUUGGGUGAAGCUCUUCAACCUGGAGAAGCUGAAGAAGCUCUAUGUAAGAGGAGGAAAGCUAUCUAAACUGGAGGAGCUAGUGGGAUGCAAGAAGUGGAAGGUUAGCAUUCUCCGCUUGGAGUUGUUGAGUGAAUUACAGAUGGAUUGGGGGAAACUGCAAGCACUGUUUCCACAGUUGAGGUACGUGCAGAAAAUCAAAUGUCCUAAACUCAUUUUGUUCCCCUGUGACGAGAAUGGAGAGUGGGUAAGCGGGGAAUCAGAUACAGGAGAAAUUUCAGAAGAAAAACCAGACUCUUCUUCUUCUCCUCCUAAAGGUGGCAUUAAUUAUCUCAAAUCUAUUUGUAAUUUCAUUACGUUUAGGAGGAUACAAUGA